Hypoxylon fragiforme is the source of this 2136-nucleotide messenger RNA. Its product is annotated as carotenoid oxygenase. Lineage: Eukaryota; Fungi; Ascomycota; Sordariomycetes; Xylariales; Hypoxylaceae. Gene Ontology annotation, molecular function: carotenoid dioxygenase activity. The transcript has 6 exons. The record is from RefSeq and is a predicted model, not a curated record. Gene Ontology annotation, biological process: carotene catabolic process. Bases 346 to 2004 code for a protein of 552 amino acids.
ACAACGAUCAAUGUGAACUAGACUGCAUGCGUAAAAACCAUCAUCAUAUUGGACGGUCAUAUGUCAAUUCAUAACUGCCGACCUAUAGAGGAUCGUGUCAAAGUCUCUCCCCACGGCUUAGGCAUGAUCGGGACCUCGCAUCGGUUGCGUCCGCACCCGGUCGGAGAUAUGUAAGGCCAGGGCGUGGCAUAUACAACGAUGUAGGAGAACGUUAUAACAACCUCCCUGAAAAACGCGGUUCCACAACCCAAUCGUAUUCCCAUGAUUAGUAACCAACAACCCAACCUGCAUACCCACCUUACCUACCCUACAUAUCAACAUUACUUUAGUGGCAUGUAGGCAGUCAUGGCUCACCUUGAAGCUAUCGCACCCGAGGUCUCGCUCUACCCCUAUACCAAUGGCAAGCGGACGGGCUCGCGGGUCAAGUUCCCGAAUACCGCCGACUUCGCGUCCAUGAACAAGCCGUCGCGGUUCGAGGGAGAUAUAACGGAUCUCGAGGUCACGGGCGUGAUUCCCAAGGAUAUUAACGGGACGUUCUAUCGCGUGCAGCCUGAUCAUCGGUUCCCGCCUAUUUUCGAAGAUGACAUUCAUUUUAAUGGAGAUGGCAGCGUAACCGCAAUCCGCAUCCAAGACGGUCACGCCGACUUCAAGCAGCGGUACGUGCGCACAGACAAGUUCAAGAAGGAAGACGAAGCAAAACAGGCGCUGUUCGGGCGGUACCGGAACCCGUUCACGGACAACGAGAGCGUGCGCGGCGUCAUCCGCACCGUGUCCAACACCAACAUCACCUUCUGGCGGGGCAUGCUUCUCGCCAGCAAAGAGGACGGGCCCCCCUACGCCAUGGACCCCGUGUCGCUGGAGACGAUCGGGCGCUACGACUUCGAGGGCCAGGUGACCACGCCGACGUUCACGGCGCACCCGAAGUUCGACCCGGACACCGGCGAGAUGCUGUGUUUUGCGUACGAGGCCGGGUCCGACGGCUCCGACUGCGGCGUCGACAUCGUCACCUGGACUUUUGACGCAGAGGGCAAGAAGACGGAGGAGCUCUGGUUCAAGGCACCGUACCCCGGAAUGAUCCACGACUGUGGCGUUUCGAAGAACUACAUCGUGCUGCCCCUCACCCCGCUCAAGUCGUCGCUCGAGCGCCUCAAGGCUGGCGGGAAUAAGUUCGCCUGGGACCCGAAUGAGGAUCAGGUCUACGGUGUGGUGCCGAGGCGCGGCGGGAAGCCCGAGGAUGUCAAGUGGUUCCGGGCUGAUAACGGCUUCCACGGCCACAUAGCUGGGUGCUACGAGAACGACGCCGGACACAUCAUCUUCGACCUGACCGUCGCCGACGGCAACGUAUUCUUCUGGUUCCCGCCGGACGGCGAACGGCCCGACUUCGCCGCGCGCAGCCGCCUCAGCAGCCCCACCUGCCGGUGGGUGUUCAACCCGUCCGACCAGACGGGGACGCGGUACAAGCCGCUGCUGGAGUGGUCGACGAGCGGGGAGUUCUCGCGCAUCGACGACCGCUACGUGACGAAGAAGUACGAGCACUUCUGGCAGCUGCGCGUCGACCCCACGCGCCCCUACGACUUCGCCAAGUGCGGGCCCCCCGCCGGCGGCCUGUUCAACUGCAUGGCGCACUACACCUGGAACCCGGCGGACGAGAACAAGACGGGGAAGGAGGACGUCUGGUUCGCGGGCCCGACGGCGACGUUCCAGGAGCCGGUUUUCAUCCCCAAGGACGGCGGGAAGGAGGGCGAGGGGUACCUGGCGGCGCUGAAGAACAACCUCGACGAGCUGCGCAAUGAUGUGGUUAUCUGGGACGCGCUGGACUUGGCUAAAGGUCCCCUUGCGACCCUGCACUUGCCGCUGAAACUGAGACUGGGCUUUCACGGUAACUUUGUGGAUCAUAGGGAUAUCGCGGCCUGGCAGGAACGCAGAGCUGGUGAGCUGGGGCCGGUUCAGCCUGCUAAAGAGCCGUUGCCUUGGCAGAAGGCUUUUGAGGCGAGCAAGAAAUAGCAUAUUAGUCCACAAGUCGAAUAGGGGUUGAGGUUUGAAUGAGUAGACACACUAUAUGAUUCGGUCAAUAUACUUGAGGCUGUUUUCAUAUACAAUAUCUGAUAGCAUAAUGCUAAAGAUCGAACAAAUAGA